AUGAUGUGCAGUAAUGAAGUUUACACCAACGUUGAUGUCCGGAAGGGUCAGGAACGACAGGUGGACGGCACAGGGGAAGAAAAUGGAUAUAAUAAUUCUGCUGCCUCUAAGGAAAAUGUGAGAAAGAAAAAAAAGAGUGAUAAAAAUGAUACUGACCUUGCAGUCACGGGUUCUGCAAAAACUUCUGAAAAGGUGCAGACACAGGAUAAGGUUAUCGAAUCAAAUGCGAAGUUGAAAAAGGAGAAAAACAAAAGGACAGCCGAUUCUCUUGUUCAAAGUGACCAUGAAUUAUUAAUCUCAAAGCAAGGUACUGAUGGUGAAAUACCAGUGCCUGCAUCCACUAGGAAACAGAAAGAGAAGAAAAUAAAGAAAAGUAAGCUAACUUCUGAAUUACUUGAUGAUGAUGAAAAACGACUAGAGAUAAUGCCUGAGGUUACUGAAGAGAAAAGCGAAGAUUUAAAUGAUGGUAAAGAUGAUUCUGCUGCCCUAGUUGAAUCUAAAGAUAAAAAGAAGAGAAAAGGGCGGAAGAAGGAUAUUCUUUUUGAAGAUGUUGAGAAGGAAAGCUUUAGAAAUAAGAGUAAAGUGGAUGCUGAUAAAGUUGUUAGUGACAUUCUAUUGGAAGAGGAUAAAGAUCAAGAUAAAGAAAAGAAGAGACAGGAAGAAUCUACAGAGAAAUCAGUCAAGACAGUGGAAGAUGGGGCUAAUGAAUAUAAGAUGGGUUCCAAGAAAAGGAAACGAUUGGCUCAUGAUGAAGAUGGGAAGCAGCCUGUUGAGGAAGUAGCUGUUGAAGAAUCAAAGCGCAGAAAAACUGAUGGGCAGGAAGAAGCCGAGGGCAUUGAGCAGCAACUGAAUGGUAGUCCCAAUGGAGUGGAAAAGUCCAGUCAGCCAAAAUCCACAAGAAAACAAAUAAAUAGUUCUGCUGAGCCAAAAAUGGUGAAUGCAUUUCAAAGGGUUAAAGUUGAUGAGGUGAAGUUUGUUGAUGAGAGGCUUCAAGAUAAUUCGUACUGGGCAAAGGAUGGCUCCGAAACUGGCUAUGGAGCAAAAGCACAAGAAAUUUUGGGUCAGGUCAGAGGAAGGGACUUUCGGCAUGAAAAAACUAAGAAGAAGCGUGGUAGCUAUAGAGGAGGACAGAUCGACUUGCAAUCUCACUCGAUUAAGUUCAAUUAUUCCGAUGAGGAAUGA
Molecule: messenger RNA, 1182 nt
Organism: Fraxinus pennsylvanica
Lineage: Eukaryota; Viridiplantae; Streptophyta; Magnoliopsida; Lamiales; Oleaceae
Source: the annotation of a GenBank genome assembly